GCUCUCUGCGACCCGUCGCGUAUAACUGGGCAAAUAAGUCGUAAUCGCGCUGUCGCUUAGGACGGCUGUUUUAUGCCGCGCAUAAACCGUGAAUUGAUACAUAGUAAAAAGUUGUAUAAAAAAAAUUCUCAUGUUUCUUUUCUUCUCAAAACAUUUCAUCGAAUUCGCCACCGUGUAUAUAGUGUAUGACUCAAAUACAUUACCUAAUGUAUUUUUAUACGUAUAAAUUAUUAGUGCCACCGCAAAAUAUACCUGGAAUAAUUAGCUACGCGUAUUGCACAAAAUAAAUACUGUAGAAUCUUCGUUAUCCGAACAUCGUUUUAUCAAAUGAACGUCCGACUAUUAUCAGGAAACAAUAAUAAACAUAUGUCACAAAUUGCACAAUGUUUUCAUAGUUUCACUUAUAUAUGUCACUCACCUACAAUGAGAUCUGAUCGGUGAAUGUAUAAUGACGAAAAUGUCGCUUAGUUACUUCCAUGGAGGAAGGAGCAGCAGGUGUUUAAAAGGUGUAUAUCACGCCUUGACUUCCGAAUAAUCGCCAAUGUGAUAUGUUGCCGUAAUGUCCCUCACUUUGAGAACAAACAGAUGGGCCUCACGAAUAAUCAUUAUAUUGCAUCUGAUCAUCUGGAAUGCCGUCGGUAUCGUCCUUCUUCAAAAAGGUGUUAGUACCUUGCAGAGAAGAAUGCUGGAAAAAACAAACCACAUUAAGACAAAUUCAUCGAUCGGUUUGUCUAUCGAAUCCACCACGUUCUCUAUAAAACGUACCGGAAAUGAAUAUUCGGAUCUCGCCAUAAUUUCCGCCCAGCAACCACUGACCGAUCAUCGGAAUGGGAAGAUUAUAAUUCAAAUAGAUCCAGAAUCGUCUUUAAAUAAUAAUGACAGAAAAUAUCCUAAAUUAAAUGUAAUUAGUCAAGCUUUGAGAAACGAGUUGGAGAUCGUUUCGGAUGAAAAGGAUAAAAAUUUGCGUAGUGUAGAAAAUAAUUUAACGGAAGUGAAUCGUCAUCCGGAAAGUAAAAACGCGCCGAACAGAAUCUCGAGGAUAGUUCGCGACAGGGAACAUAUCUUCAGUAACAGAAUCUGGAAAAAUCUUUAUGAGGAUGAAAAAAACGCCACGAGUUUAGAAUCCAGUUCCGAAUCGAAGGAGGAGAAAAAUCUUAAUUCCGUGAAUGAGGACGCGUCCACGAAAUUAUUUACCCGCGAAAAUAACGAUCGAGUCUCAAAUAAUAAUAAUAACAACAACAAUAAUAAUAAUAUCCCUCGGAGAGGCAGCAGCAGGAAAUUUUCUCACAACGGCGGUGCGGUCACCGCAGUCGCCAUGGUCUCGAUCGGGGCGAUCAUGUUGCUGGUGGGGCCAAUCGUGAUCAUCCUACGUAUCCUGGACGAGAAGAGACAAGCGAGGAAGCUGCACGCGUUGUCGGCCGCUGUGCGCGAAGAUCUGCCACCCAGCUACGAGCAGGCCGUCUUCUCGAGCGAGGCACCGAGAUACUCGACCCUCGCCCUGAACGACGAUGACAGCUCGCCACCUCCGUCACCCACUCUCGUGUCACCCAUCUUCUCCAAUUCUGCGAUCAAGUCCACGUAGAUUAAUCAUUGUUACCUUUUUAUAUACAAGAUGAUUUAUAUAUAUAUAUAUUAUAUUUGUUUUAAAACUA
Messenger RNA from Nylanderia fulva, 1652 nucleotides. RefSeq lists its product as uncharacterized. NCBI's taxonomy places the organism in Eukaryota, Metazoa, Arthropoda, Insecta, Hymenoptera, Formicidae. The record is from RefSeq and is a predicted model, not a curated record.